AAACAUUCCUUGGAGUGGACACACUGGCCGCACGGCUUUUCACAUUGUCAUUUUCCAGGAGCUAGGCGUUGAAAAUUUGUUAAAAAUGUCCCAAUCAAAGGUUCCUCAUAUUGUGGGCGAUGAUGAUGAAUAUCAAGAAGCUACUGCUCCCGAAAGUGACGAGAUUACCUGCGAGUCUUCUGUGGAAAGUGAUCAAGAUGAUGACUGUUCCAACGAAGAUGAUAUGGAUUUGGAUGGGGCAGACUGGUCCCCAUAUGUCACUUAUGAGGCGGGUACACCAAGACGUCCCCACAGUGCUUUGGAGAUUACCGAAAUUACCGAGUUUCCGAAAAUUCCAAAGAAAAACCCCACCUCACCCGAACUGGUGAUACAGAAGCCAGAGACUCCGGAUCAAAACGACUCGGGAUCUCAGGAGCGUCUCACCUUCUCUCGCGCCAAUAAUGCGCUAUCAGAGUCCAUUGGAGCUCGCGUUUCCCAACGUAGCAGGGGCAACUUGGAACCAUUCAUCCGUAGAAUGGCACGUAGCCCUACGCCCGAGGCCUCAGAGGAAAACGGCUCGGUAUCACAAGGUCAGCUGCUGGCCAAGCCCGUGGAUGUCACCGAGUUCUUUCACCGCAUUGCUGUGGGUCUCGUCGAGCAGCGCGUCUGCUUGAAGCCUUUCUUGGCAUUGCGCAAACAUAUUGCUCAACUGGUGGGUCAGACUUUGAAGAAAUCCAAGAGGAUGCGCCGUUAAUCCAUUUAACAUCCAAUGUUACAACAUCCAUGUAAUAAGUAUCCUAUAAUAUCCAAUAAAUAAUAUAUUGCGUUC
This is a messenger RNA of Drosophila melanogaster (fruit fly), 808 nucleotides long. RefSeq lists its product as uncharacterized. The record is from RefSeq and is marked reviewed. NCBI's taxonomy places the organism in Eukaryota, Metazoa, Arthropoda, Insecta, Diptera, Drosophilidae. The transcript has 6 exons. Bases 86 to 733 code for a protein of 215 amino acids.